Peromyscus maniculatus bairdii (prairie deer mouse) is the source of this 2402-nucleotide messenger RNA. The record is from RefSeq and is a predicted model, not a curated record. NCBI's taxonomy places the organism in Eukaryota, Metazoa, Chordata, Mammalia, Rodentia, Cricetidae.
GGUGGUGAGGAGAGGCAGCAGGCAGGUCUGCCAGGCAGCGGUGGUCCGUGCCCAGGCGGGAUGGGCUCUGUCUGGGUUCUAGCUGUGCUUCUCUUUUGCUCCUGCUGGAAGGCUGGAGUCACUGCCAGCUCUGCAGUCAGCCUAUCGGGACUCACCGAGUUGUUCUCACCCAACACAGGCCUGGGCAUCGGCAGUUCAGCUCCUUUGGUGACAACCAGCAACACGGAACAGGGGGACAGGCCCCGCUCAGGGGGGGCUCUCCAGACCACUCACCUGACUCAGGAUGUUCCUCUAGACGCUUCAACUCUGAGCACCUCCCCUACAACGUCAAUCCUAGAUAUUCAGACCACCUCCCCUACAUCACCAACCUUAGAUAUUCAGACCACCUCCCCUACAAUGUCAACCCUAGAUAUUCAGACCACCUCCCCUACAAUGUCAACCCUGGAUAUUCAGACCACCUCCCCUACAAUGUCAACCCUAGAUACCCAGACCACCUCCCCUACAGCAUCAACCCUGGAUAUUCAGACCACCUCCCCUACAACGUCAACCCUAGAUAUUCAGACCACCUCCCCUACAAUGUCAACCCUAGAUAUUCAGACCACCUCCCCUACAUCAUCAACCCUAGAUAUCCAGAUCACCUCCCCUACAUCACCAACCCUAAAUAUUCAGACCACCUCCCCUACAAUGUCAACCCUAGAUAUCCAGACCACCUCCCCUACAUCAUCAAACCUGGAUAUUCAGACCACCUCCCCUACAUCAUCAACCCUAGAUAUCCAGACCACCUCCCCUACAUCACCAACCCUAAAUAUUCAGACCACCUCCCCUACAACGUCAACCCUGGAGACCCAGACCUCUUCCCUUGCAGCAUCAACCCUGGAGACCCAGACUUCUUCCCUCAUAGCAUUUACCAUAGAUACACAGCCCACUUCUCCUGCAGCAUCCACCCUGGAGACCCAGACCACCUCCCCUGCAGCAUCCACCCUGGAGACCCAGACCACUUUCCCUGCAACAGAGGCCCUAGAGAACCAGACUAUUUUCCCUGUUGAUUCGACCCUAAAAACCCAGACAGUUUCCUCUGUAACAGAGACCAGAACUCUCGCAAUAAGAAUACCUUCCAACUUCAUGGUCGUGCAUCCCAUCCCUACGGACACUUCGGCUACACAGAGCAGCCCCAGGACUGGAAUGAGCACUGCCAUGACUGGCACACUGAGUGAUCCCAUAGGAGUCGUUGGCACCCUUUGUAUUGAUGACAGCUCAGAAGAGGCGAGGAAGAUCACAAUUGACCUCUUGACCUUGGCAUACACCUCCACAGAAGCCGAACACCUGUCCUCAGAGAGCAGCUCCUCCUCGGAGAGCUCAGCUGGCUUCCUCGCCAGCUCACAGGUCCUGGGGUCCGAUAUUGCAACUCCAGCCAAGGACUUGGUUGCCUUCAGCAUCACCCAGAUUAAGCUCACCACCUGCAUCACAGAAAUAGAAACGUCUGUCAUCGCCUCAGACACCAACCACGGCCCUACAGGAGCGACAGCCUUGUCCACUUCUGAGACGCUCACCUUGCCUCAAUCCCCCGAGGCAAAACCACUUAGCCCCAAGACCACAAGCUCACCUGGGACCCCGUCAACAGCUGGCACCUCAACCCUUGCCACCACCCUUGAGGGCACACCCUCUAUUAGUGGCGUCACAGAAAGAGGAACAACAGUGGCUCAGAAUCCUACCUCCGGAGUCCCUUCAGGGACAGUUAGUACGAACCCACUGAAAGAGACCUCAACACUCUCUACAGCGACACAAAGCCACACUGAGGUCUUGGGAACAACGACCAUCCCCAGGGCUACUGGGUCAACAAUGGGAGAAGCAACCUCCUUCACUAGUUCCUCAACUCCAGACAACAGUCCCUCAGCGGGGGUCACCACCAAGAGCUCUACUACCUCGGAGACUUUAACCAGCAGCUCCCUAGCCAAGACCACGGCCCCACCAAGGACCGCAGUGGAGCCCCUAACGUCUACACCCACUGCUGCUUGGACAAGGACCACAAAACACGAUCCAGGGGGAGAUGGAGGCUUCCUCCUUGUACGGCUGAGUGUGGCCUCCCCUGAGAACCUCACUGAGCCCAAAGCCGUAGAGAAGCUGAUGGACCAGCUCAGCUGUGAACUGCACACCCACAUGCCCCUUGUCCAAGUGUCCUUACUGAGCGUCAGAAGGGGCUGAAGAAUGUUAGCUGCAACCAAGCAUGUCCUCUGUAGCAGAAGAAGAGUAGUGCUGCAUGUGGCCUGAACCCCAAACAGACCAAAGCCGUGGUACUGUGCUGUGGACCCACAAGGUUCCCAUGAAGGUCAGCUGGCCUGAGAACCCUGCCCCAUACCUGACCACAAGACCUUGGUCCACUAUGCCUGGGUGUGUGUGUGCAA